GGGGAAGAAAAUAAUCGUACGCGAAAUAGGGAUUAUAUUGACAGAUCCCAUUCGCGCCGCAAUCGGAGAGAUCGCUCUAUUUCCCCACGACUCGAUUAUAGGGGAAAUAAUUGCUAUUCUAGCGAGACUCCAUUGCGAGGCGAAUGCGGUCGUCAUCGCUAUGACUCAUCAAGAAGCGAUCAUCAUCAUAGGUCUCCCCUCCGUCGCAGUGGUAGGUCACGUCGAGAGUCCCCACAAAAAUAUCGGGACCUUCAUUACUAUUAUGAUAAUCAAUACAAUUCUCCACUGCGAGGCCGAGGUGAUUACCAUGAUUAUGAUUACCGAAGACACGAUCCAUCUCCUCCACGUCGUGGGAGACGUUAUGAAUCCCCACACUACUAUAUGAUGGAUGAUUAUGAUUAUUACGAUCGUAACGAAUCUCCAAUCCGACGUAGGGGCGAUGAUCGCGAAUCCCAUUCACAUAGAUACCGAAAUCGAUCUCCAUCACCUUAUGAAGAAAGACGGAGGGGUGAAGGUUAUAGGCGGGAUCCCCCGAGAGAAUCAUUUUAUGAUUCAAGCAUGCGAGGAUGGGAUACUCGCUCCCCUUCACCUAUUCGUCGUUCUCGAUCACCAUAUGAAGAACGGAAGGAUGACGGUUUUAGUCGGUAUCCUCCUAGAGAAUCAUUUUAUGAUUCGAGUAGGUGGGAUGCUCGCUCUCCUUCAUCCGUUCGUUACUCAGAAUGGAAGGGUAAAGACCACAGGCAGUCUUCCCCUCGAAGAUCAUUUCGUGAUCCUCAUCGGCGGAAUACUCCCUCUCCUUCACCCGUCCAUUCUCGAGUAAGCACUGAGUACCCUAGCACAUCUUAUUCCCAGGUACGAUCUAAAGGUGAAGGAAACCAUAGUUCACCCCCUCGAUCCUCUCACGAUCAUCGAAGGCGUGAGUCUUGGUCCCCUUCAUUUUCUCAUCAGUCAGACAGCGAUGGGUACCCAAGUGUUUAUUCAUCUUCUGAAGAAUGGACAACUGAAGAUUAUAAACGGCUAACCCCGCAAUCAUUCCAUGAGCGCUCGAGGGAUACUCGUUCAUCUUCAUCUGUCCAUCUUCAAGAUAAUAAUGAUGGAUACCAGAGUGAUAGUUGCAGAUUAGUGGCAUCCUCUCCAACAUAUGAAAAUUGUGAAACAAUAGACAAUAAUAUGCCCUCUGCCAAUAAUACUUCCUCACUGAAGCAUAUCAGGGUUACCCCAGAUUCAAUAGAAUAUAAGGGACCGAGUGGGUUCAACUUUCCCCCUCCCUUUAAGGCUCCAACCAAAGUUACUGAGGAAUCUGAAGUAGAAGUUAUUACUCAAUCUCUUAAACAUAGGUCAAUUGAACAACGAAUUCAUGUUUUGGAAAACAAGAUGGACUUCGUGCUUAAUCGCCUACAAAUCCUUAAUGAACUGGAGUCCUCUGUCGAAGACCUAGCCACUCAGAUUUCCAAACUUGAGGAACUAACACGAACUUCACAAGAAUCAAGGGGUCCCCUUAGAACUACUCCUGAGUCUAUAGAGAAUCAGACCUCUCUCAGCCAACCUAACUCCUCCCCAGUCCUGACAAAAUCCUCAGAGGAGAGUAUUUCAUGUAAUGGAUGUGAGAGGCUUGAUCCUAACGAACUCGGUUACCUAUAUGCUAAUAAAUUAGUAUCCAUCGAAACUGAAGAAUAUCAGGGAAACGAUCUGGGAUCGGAGGAAUGGGUCCUACCCCGAUCCCAAUAUGUAAGGACCAACAUCAACUCUCUCCCCCUGUUUCAAGUUCACACCAGAUAAGAUCUGUCCAAAAUAAUAAUUCUUCCUGUUCAGGUAGAAGCUUUGAUCUAUCAUUUCUAUCGGUUGAUUGUGAUGAGUUGAAACAGUUGGGCCAGCAGACGACUAGGGAUGCACCGGGCAAACAAAGCAAUCCCCCAUAUCACGAGGAAGGGACUCCUCUGCAUGUCCAUCUAAUCUCCUAUGGAGAUACUCCGUCAUUUAUGUGCACCCCUUGGCUGCUUCCUCCUUGGCCUCCACCUUAAAACAAAAAAAAGGAGGAGAGAGGGAGAGGGUGAAGUAAAGUAGACAGGGAGUACAUUGCAAUAUUGUAUAAUUAUUGUAUUAUGCUGCCACUUAUUUUUGUAUUUGUGCUCAAAGUUAUAUGAAUUACAUUAUUUAUAUAUUUGAAGUCUGUCAAAUUCUGGUACAUACAUAUUUCAUAAAACUUCCCUCAUGCCACAAACACCGGAAUACAGUUUACGGGGAAGGUUCUUAUGAUUAUCAAUUUAUGUUACAGAUUCAUAACUCUAUAAUUUAUGUAAUUCAUAGUAAACAUUUCAAGAUUCUUAUGUACACAGAUGCCUCUUUGUAAUUAAUGUAAUUCAUAGGAAACAAUUGAAAUGUUGGAA
Lytechinus variegatus (green sea urchin) is the source of this 2387-nucleotide messenger RNA. RefSeq names its product serine/arginine repetitive matrix protein 2-like. The transcript has a single exon. NCBI's taxonomy places the organism in Eukaryota, Metazoa, Echinodermata, Echinoidea, Temnopleuroida, Toxopneustidae. The coding region runs from base 382 to 1779 and encodes 465 amino acids. The record is from RefSeq and is a predicted model, not a curated record.